AUGCCUCUCCUUGUGACGUUUGGGAAGGAGACCAGACUGACUCUUGGAGCACCAAUGAUAACCAUUGAUUUUUACGUAUAUAGGCAUCGCAAAAAUGGAAGUCCAGGACGUGGACGAACUGGGGGUUCAACUCCAGCCCGAAACAACUCACAAAACCAAAACCAAAACCAAAAUCAACAGCUGCGCAGCCUAGACAACUUGGGCCCACCCCGCGUCACCGUUUAUUGGCGUGCGGCUCCUCCCCGUUCCCUCUUCACUGGGGGUCCUAUCCCAGGCACCAAUGCCCGACAAGGACAAGAGAGGUCCGACUACCAAGUCAUCGUCAAUACCUCUUACCCACGCUGUCACGACCCUCAUGCUAUUGUAUUCCACAGUGUCUACGGAGAACGUGGUGCUCACAUUGAACAUAGUGAGCUAUACGGAACUCCUAACCCCUACUACGCCUAUGACUGCCAAUUUGUUCAGAUGCUGGCAGAUUACGCCUUCUUUCGUGACGGGGUAAACCGAGAAGACUAUCACCCGACUCUCACUAGUGACAACAAUCUCGUUGCCGAAGGCCCACCAUUCAAAAGUAUCUACCUCGAAAACAGGACCGGCCACAGAAUGUACAUUCAACAACUGCAGGCCACUGGAGAUCGAAAUGAGUACUAUGUUGGUGUCGCCGUCAUCCCACCAGGCACAAAGCACAGGAUUGUCAAAAUCCGAAACGCCACCAUCCAACUCGAGUAUACUUGGGAGUCCGUUCGCACCCGAACCACAUACGCAGCCUUGAUCAAAUGCCCUAAUGAGGCUGCCCUCUCCUCUGGAAGACUUCCAGAUUGUCUACUCAAUCAAACUCCCGAUAGGCCUUACGGGUUGGUCAUUUCGGGUACUGAGGAUGGUGGCUUCAAAUUUCUUUUCCACCGUAGUGGCAGCGAUUAUUGGUGA
Messenger RNA from Orbilia oligospora ATCC 24927, 927 nucleotides. RefSeq lists its product as uncharacterized. NCBI's taxonomy places the organism in Eukaryota, Fungi, Ascomycota, Orbiliomycetes, Orbiliales, Orbiliaceae. Bases 1 to 927 code for a protein of 308 amino acids. The transcript is spliced from 3 exons. The record is from RefSeq and is a predicted model, not a curated record.